AUGGUUUCUUCAUCUGGUUUUAUUACUGAAUUCAAUAAAGAAACAAAUUAUGGUUAUAUUCAAACUCAAACAAAUAGUCAAACAACGAAUGAACGACGUUUAAAAUUUCAUGUUUUUAAUUUAAAAACGAAUUCGAAACGUUACGUUACGAAAGAAGAUUUAACAUUUCUUGGUGAAUUAUUUGAUUUUGAUAUCAUUCAACAUACAGAUGGAACCGAACAUGAAGCAAUUAAUAUUAGACAUCGUGUUUUAAUGUGUCCAAUUGCUGGAUGUUCACGACUUAAAGCAUUUAUUAGUAAAAAUAUAUUAGAUGAACAUAUUCACAAUAAACAUUGUCAAGAGAAGAAAAUUGUUGAAACAAAACAACAAACGAAGGUUAUAGUGAAAAAACCAAUUCCCUUCACUAUCAAACUUAUGACAAGUUCAGCAGCUGUGAUUGGUCGUUUUAUUGGUAAAAAUGGUGUUAAUCUUAAAGAAUUUCAAAAAACAAAUCAUGUUCAAUUGAAAAUUUUAACGAAAACAACUGCAAUUAGUUUAACACAAAAUCCUGUUGUAGAAAUUCGAGUAAAACCAAUGAAAAUCAAUGUUAAUACUGAUGAUAUUACUCAAAAAUUAAAAUCUUUAUGGGAAAAAUCAGUUCGUAAACAACAAAAAGAAGAAAAUAAAUUUAAACAAAUUUUAUUCAAUCGAAUAGAAAGACGAUCAAUACCUGUGAAACAAAUUGAUUUUAAUAGUGAUACAAGACGUGCACGAGCAUUUACACUAUCUGGUGAUGAAUUAGUACGACGACGAUCAACCAGAUAUGGACAAACAGAAGCGAUAUUACGCAAACAACAAGCGAGAUCGACAUUAAGUUUAGAAGGACAUCGAUGUGCAGCAACAGGAGAUCUUCAACGAGGAGGAAUAAAAGUAGUUUAUAUUCAGUCAAAGAAAAAAAUUAGUAUGAAAGAUAAACAAUGGUUAGUAAAAGAACAAUUGUAUGAUAUGUCUAGUGAUAUAGAUGAUGAAUAG
Messenger RNA from Adineta steineri, 1011 nucleotides. The record is from the annotation of a GenBank genome assembly. NCBI's taxonomy places the organism in Eukaryota, Metazoa, Rotifera, Eurotatoria, Adinetida, Adinetidae.